Necator americanus (New World hookworm) is the source of this 444-nucleotide messenger RNA. RefSeq lists its product as uncharacterized. The transcript is spliced from 7 exons. The record is from RefSeq and is a predicted model, not a curated record. The coding region runs from base 1 to 444 and encodes 147 amino acids. NCBI's taxonomy places the organism in Eukaryota, Metazoa, Nematoda, Chromadorea, Rhabditida, Ancylostomatidae.
AUGUCUAUUCGCAUCGAAGGCACCGCUUUCGAGGAUAUUCAGAAGAAAAAACCGUUUGAAAUCGUGUUGAAGUUGGAGGUGGAUUUCCCGUUUGUAGUCCCAACUGAUCCUGUACUUACGUCGGUGUUGAUCCUAUUUUCAUAUAACAAUGGGGUCCUACCUUUCGCUUGUCUUCCUCGCUACAGUUGUUGCGCUGGGAAAACAAUUGAUCGCGUCGCUAAUCAUACGGAUGAACUUAUCACUGACAUAAGGGUCACACUUAACGGAACCACUAUUGUGGUCACUCAACUUGGUGAUGCGGUCACAGUUCUUCUCGAUCAGAUGUAUACGCUAAUAUUCUGGACGCUAUGGAUUCUUAUACCUGUUAUUUGCAGAUCUAUUAAAGUUGUGGUUGGAGAAGAUAACGGCUUGGACUUGUUUAAAGAGCUUUUAUUGAAUUCUUAG